AUGAGCGCUGACAUAGCCAGCUAUAUAAAAAAAUGUCCCGCCUGUCAGGUUCAUCAACGUGACAACAAUAAAAUUGAGCUCGGAGCCACACAGAUACCAAAUUACCCAUUUGAGAUAACUGCAGCUGAUUUGUUCUAUUUCAAUGGUGAAGACUAUAUUGUUUUAACAGACAGCUACUCAGGUUACAUUAAAUUUCAAAUUUUAUCAGAGGCUACAGCCGAAAAUGUAAUUCAAUUUCUUAAAAGCGUUUUUUCUAGCAAUGGCAUCCCUCGUAUAUUAGAAACGGACAAUGGCCCACAAUUUUCAUGUCAAGAUUUCAAGACCUUCUCAACGGAUUGGAAGUUUAAACAUCAAACAAGUUCUCCAUAUCACCCAAGGGGUAACGGACUAGCUGAAAGGGCAGUCCAAACAGCAAAAAAUAUUUUAAAAAAAUGCAUGUAUGAUAACACCGAUCAUCACAUGGGCUUAUUAAACUUCAUGAACCUUCCAAGAGGUAAAUUAGGAAGCCCUGCCAAAAGGCUCUAUGGCCGAGACAUAAGAUCACCCUUACCAACAGUCAUAUCCUCGCUUGUACCAAAAACAAAAACAGCUGACAUACCACAACUACUAAAAGAAGAACGCCAAAAACAAGCCAACUACGCAAAUAAGGGAUCCAAGGCAGACAAAGAACUGAAUCAAGGGCAAAAGAUUGUAACCAGGAUUAAUAAAAAAAAAGAAUGGAAACCAGCAGUCAUCAUCAAUAAAGUUCAUCAAAGAUCAUACAUAAUCAGUGACGAGGAAGGAAAGCUAUUCCGUCGAAGUUCCUGCAACAUAAAGCCUACGGAAGCCGAAAUACGUAAUCCUCCAACUAAUAUCGCAGACUUCCAGACGCCAGAAAGCUCAUUCCAACUAUCACCACCUAGAAACGCUAAGUCAACACCGCACCCAUCAACAACCAAUAGUCAACCAAAACCCAGUGAUCCUGAUUUACAGAAUCCAGCUUCGACUAGGCUACAGUCGUCAUCAGCCUAUACAACCAGGUAUGGAAGGACAGUCAAGCCACCUCAGCGUUUGACCUACAGCCACUAA
Eupeodes corollae is the source of this 1068-nucleotide messenger RNA. RefSeq lists its product as uncharacterized. NCBI's taxonomy places the organism in Eukaryota, Metazoa, Arthropoda, Insecta, Diptera, Syrphidae. The transcript has a single exon. Gene Ontology annotation, molecular function: nucleic acid binding. The record is from RefSeq and is a predicted model, not a curated record. Gene Ontology annotation, biological process: DNA integration. The coding region runs from base 1 to 1068 and encodes 355 amino acids.